AUGCUUUGCGAAAGUGUCUGUUCAUAUGUGGUGCACAAGAGAUGUCAUGAAUUCGUGGCAUUCAAGUGCCCGGGAGUUGAUAAGGGAGUCGAUUCAGACGACGCCCGAACCAAACAUCACUUCAUUGUACACACGUAUACAUCGCCCACAUUUUGCGACCACUGCGGGUCACUUCUGUACGGACUCAUACACCAGGGCUACAGAUGUCGAGCGUGCGAUAUGAAUGUGCACAAGAAAUGUCAGGAUUCUGUUCCUAAUCUGUGCGGAUGUGAUCACACGGAGAGGAGAGGAAGGAUUGAACUGAAAGUCUAUUCAAAUCUAAACAAACUGUUCUGCGAAGUAAAACAGGCCAAGAAUCUCAUUCCUAUGGACCCCAACGGGUUGUCCGACCCGUACGUCAAAUGCAAACUAAUCCCAGACAACGGAGAGAGUAUGAAACGCAAGACGCGAACCAUUAAAGCCAAUCUGAACCCCACGUGGGCCGAGACACUCAGCUUUGAUCUCAAACCCGACGAUAAGGACCGGCGGUUAUUAGUGGAGGUGUGGGAUUGGGACAGAACUUCGAGGAAUGACUUCAUGGGUGCCCUUUCUUUCGGUAUCUCUGAGAUCAUUAAAAAGGAGGCCAACGGUUGGUUCAAAUUAUUGACCCAAGAAGAGGGCGAGUACUACAACGUACCGGUGCCCGCG
Oppiella nova is the source of this 687-nucleotide messenger RNA. NCBI's taxonomy places the organism in Eukaryota, Metazoa, Arthropoda, Arachnida, Sarcoptiformes, Oppiidae. The record is from the annotation of a GenBank genome assembly.